Lingula anatina is the source of this 4348-nucleotide messenger RNA. Its product is annotated as dual specificity tyrosine-phosphorylation-regulated kinase 4-like. Gene Ontology annotation, biological process: peptidyl-serine phosphorylation; peptidyl-threonine phosphorylation. Gene Ontology annotation, molecular function: ATP binding; protein serine/threonine/tyrosine kinase activity; protein serine/threonine kinase activity. The record is from RefSeq and is a predicted model, not a curated record. NCBI's taxonomy places the organism in Eukaryota, Metazoa, Brachiopoda, Lingulata, Lingulida, Lingulidae. Gene Ontology annotation, cellular component: nucleus; cytoskeleton; cytoplasm.
AUGCACAAGGUUAAAGUCAAGAAAACUAGGAAGCGAGGUAUGAAGAAGACGGGAAGCAAGGCUGACGGCAGUGGAAACAAAGUCACACAGAGUCAGCCACAGGUUUCACAGCCACAGUUUCCAAAGAUAAAGUUCCCAAAUAUGACUGCCACCCUGUCCUAUACACACGUGACCCAAGCUCAAAGUCCUGGUAGUAACAAUAUUCACCACCAGAGGUCCCAGAAGUUAAAUGGCCUGUCAAGAUACCCCACCCAGCUCACCAUUACUAACACAAAGUCUAGCAAGACCUCCAGUGGAAAGAGCCAUGCAUAUCAGGAUAAACUGGUUGCCACCGUAGCGCCCACCUUGCCAGCACUGAGUCAGUCCGACACCCGUAGCUCACACAAACAGCAGUAUGAAAACAGUAGCAUACUGCCGCAGAUACCCACCGAUGGAGCGUUGACACGGCAACCGACGCUGGUGAAUCAGCAGCCGGAUAGGAUACGGCGUGAUGCAUACGGGAAUAGGAUUCCUAUGACUCCAGAAGAGGUGCUAAAAAUUUACGGCCCAAAGCUCACAGCAUACGAAAAGCAGGAGAUCCACGAUUAUCCUGAAGUAUGGUUUGUGGGGCCAGAUGCCAAAAAAGUAGAGGGUUUCUGGACCCUAAGUGACCAUGUACUGUCCCCUUCUUUCAGCAUGAAUCUCUAUGAGCUGAUCAAGAAGAACAACUUCCAGGGUUUCAGUAUAGCUCUCAUCAGGCGGUUUGCAUUCUCUUUACUACAGUGUCUUAAGGUGCUUUACAAGGAAAAGAUUAUUCAUUGUGACCUCAAGCCUGAAAAUAUUUUAUUGAAGCAGAGAGGCCAGAGCUCAAUAAAAGUCAUAGACUUUGGUUCAAGUUGCUAUGAGCAUCAGAGAGUAUACACCUACAUCCAGAGCCGGUUCUACAGAUCACCUGAGGUAAUCCUGGGUCUGCCUUACUCUAUGCCUAUAGACAUGUGGAGCUUGGGUUGUAUACUGGCAGAACUGUACACUGGCUAUCCUCUCUUUCCUGGAGAGAAUGAAGUGGAGCAGCUAGCAUGUAUCAUGGAACUUUUAGGACCUCCACCAAACUAUGUGUUAGAUCAGGCCACCAGAAGGAGGCUCUUCUUUGAUUCCAAAGGUAAUCCCCGGUGUAUAACUAACAGCAAGGGAAAGAAGAGGAGAGUGGGAACCAAGGACCUGGCCAUGUCCAUCAAAUGUAAUGAUGCCACUUUCCUGGACUUCAUUGCCAAGUGUUUAGAGUGGGACCCCAACAAGCGUUUGACACCAGAGGAGGCAGUGGCUCAUGAGUGGAUUCAGCAGGGUCUGGUGCACAAGUCACGCACUUUUUACAAAGAAAGCUCACGAAGAAAAGCCUCAGAUCCUGACAAAUUGGUUGUCAUCAAAGAGAAAACAAAAAUAGCAGAUGAUUGGAUAUCUUCUCAUAAAAAAGACUCUAAACCCAAGUCAGAGCGCCUACAACCAAUUGGUGCUUCAGACCCUGAAGAGCAGGAAACCCCAGGACAGGACCAAUCCAGUGAAAAUAAGGCAGCAAUGAAAGAAAAAGAAAAGACAAUGGUGAAAGACAAGGAAAAGUCACUUAAAGAAAAAGAGAAGACAUUAAUAAGAGAAAAAACAAGUUUAAAAGAGAAAGAAAAGACAAUCUUACGGGAAAAGACCCUUAUAAAAGACAGUGAUGUGGGCAAAAAAGAUGAAGGAACAAGUGACUUUGAAGAGGGAGAGGAGGAGGGAGGAGACUCUACUCAAUUUUUACCUCCAAUAAAAAGCUAGGACAAAUAGAUUUGUAUGCAUGGAGUGUGCCCUUUCCAGGACCACCUGUGCUGUCCCUGGGGGUUUGAACAUGCAGGCACAUUUCUUGUGUUAACUGCAGGUAGUCAAGUGGUCAGUUGUUUUGACUGGUCAGUGUCCAGUUUAGUAACUACAUGCUGGAUAUCAUCAUAUUACUGUGAUAUUUAUUUGUUGUUGAUGGUGUUGGUGUAAAUGUCGGUUUACUUUUCUCUUUAAAUUUCCAUGAUUGUGAACACUUGUGGUGUUACUUGAAGCCUGAAUAGGUAAUUCAGGGCAAAGGGCUAAUUUUCUACUUGACCAGUGUUGUUCUCACCAUGUGAUAACAAACCGUCCAAUUAUAUAUGUUUUUAGAAUAAUCCUAGUUGUAGAACUUGAAACACUUUAUAACAGAAAGUUCAUUAUGGGAAAGCCAUUGUUUGUCACAGCUAACACAAUUGCAAGAGAGCAAGCAAAAGGAAAUCCAUGACGUAUUUUCCAGAUCCAAGAAAUAUACCCACACAUUUAAAAAGAAUACUGCAUUGUAGACAAAAACAAAAAUCAAUUUUAUAACCUUUCCCACAUUUCUCAUCCCAAUAAGAUAUAAGUAGCACUUUUUCAGAGUUGAAAAGAACAGAGAAAAAGAUAUGAUAAAAUAUCAUUAAUACUAAAUAUUUCCUUAUUGGGUAGUCUUCCUUUUUAUCUCCGCAUUUUUCUAUUCAGGAAAAAAUUAUAAUGAGCUGGCAACAGCUGUAAUUCCAAAUACAUUUGGUCUCUGAAAAAAAGAACCAACACGAGAAAAACUUUGCAUUUGAAAAUUAAUUUCUGUGCAAGGCCCAUUCCCAGGUAUAUGGCAGCUACAUGACCAAUAGACAUUAAGCUAAGUCAGAUUUCAAAAUAUUACAAAUAUGUAUAUGUACACUGUAUGUAUAUUGAGAGAAUUAUAUUUGAAUAUUCAUAUGCUACCGAUUAUUCUCUUUUAAGGAUAUAACCAUUUAGCAAUAUAUAAGGAAUAUAAAUGAAUUAUAUUUAGCCACAUAUUUUUUAGUAAAGGCUAUGUAAUGCAUAAAGAUAAUCAGUAUGAAAAAUCAAUGAUGUAAAUCAACUUGGGUAUUUGAUGUGGACAAUCAUAUAAACUUUUAACUGCUCCUGCAAUCCAGAUUACCACAGUCUUGUAUAGAAAAACUCUCCUUGGCUUUGAACUCGAGUCUCUUGCCCUGUCAUAGUCUUAGAAUUUUAUAGUUUAAUCUACAAACUUGUAGUUUAUCUCUCUUUGAUUUAAAAUAUGUAGACUUAGUCCUUUUAACCUUAGGAGUUUAGAGCUUAGUCACACAGUAAGUGUGCUUGUAAAUAUGCAUUUGUUUUAGUUAAUAUUGUAGUACGUAGAACUUGGUUUACGUACGUUCCUUUACCUGAGAACUUGCUCAAUAAUGAGAGGGUUCUCACUGGAGACUUGGGGAAUGCUGGGAUACAUUGGCAGCUCAGUCAUUGGCUCGAACUAAUCUUUGUAUUUGUUAUGGAAUUCUCAGUUGAUGACAUUGUAAAAUUUCAGAGAGGCUAUACAAUCUGCUAGACGUUCAAUCUGCGAAUUAAAUAUUCAGUCAAUGAGGUUAUACAUUUUAAUGAUGAACUAUAGACAAAGAAAAUUUGCAUUAAAGAGCACCAAAAAUCUGACCAAGUUGACAUUUUUCCAUGCUGUUCCCCAUUUCACCAGUGGUGAUCCUCUGUAGGUUUGCAAUAUGUGUAUUCUGUAUAUAGAGCACCUUGCGCAUGCUUCUUUAUCUGACCUACUGUUUGGUUUUAUUGUGGACAUUUCUUCCAUAACUUAGUGAAGAUGACUUGCAGGUACAGGGUUUUUGUUAGAUGGAGAGUCGUGGACAAAAUAAUAAUAUGAAUAUAUAAAAGUACAUGAGGACAAUUUUACUAUAAUAUGUAGGCAUUGGGAUGAAAAAAUUGAAAUUAUACUUUUUUUGGAGGGGGUGAUAUUAUGGAGUAAGGUGCUGAGGUACCCUGCUCUGCACCCACCCCACCCCCACAGAUCCAGCUUGAAGAGUUCAUAAUUGGACACUGGGGGUGAGAAAUAGGAGGGGGGGGGGGUGAAAGUUGGGUUGGUUUUCCUAGUGCAGACUUCAACUGUAGUUUAUUAACUUUUUCAUAUUGCUUCAUGUAGGGCUAGUACUAGUAAAUGAUAUCUUGAGGAUAAUAGAGGAACCUGUAAGUUGUAUGAUAAUGUGGCACAAUGACUCCAGCAUCAUCCCCAUCAAAGAAAAUAACCAUGAAUCAUGCCACUAUUCAACACAAAUGGUUUUCCAAGAUAGAUCUCUUGUGCAAAGCUAGGUGUAUAUAACAUACUAAUCCCAGACAAUAAGAGUUAAAAUACAUCUUGAAUAUCUGCCUAAUGAUGUCAAAACUUGUACAUUCAGCUAAAGUGAAUAUAGCAUAAUACUUCCAAUGUUGCAAUCUUAUGCAAGAGAUUACAGCAUGUGCUUGGUCCUGGCUCGCCCUUUUCAGGGCCACCUGGCUUUUUGGUUAUGCUCAGUCCUCCAAUAGCACUAACAUAUGGUGU